AUGUCAGGUAAUCAGAUAUACUCUGCCAAAUAUUCCGGGGUGGAUGUGUAUGAAUUCAUACAUCCGACUGGAUCGGUAAUGAAAAGGAAAAAUGACGACUGGGUUAAUGCUACGCACAUAUUGAAGGCUGCUAAGUUUGCCAAGGCCAAAAGGACCAGGAUAUUGGAGAAGGAGGUAAUUAAAGAGGUCCAUGAAAAAGUUCAGGGUGGAUUCGGAAAAUAUCAAGGAACAUGGGUUCCCCUAAAUAUAGCUAGGAGACUUGCCGAGAAAUUUGAUGUACAUGAAGAAUUGGGUCCGCUAUUUGAUUUCACAAGAAAUGAUGGUUCUGCAUCGCCGCCACAAGCUCCAAAACAUCAUCAUGCCUCUAGGACGGACUCCACAAGGAAGAAAGCCAUGAAAAGCGCAAGUACUUCGGCAAUGACUGAUGCAAACAAAAGUAAUUCAUCAACCCCGACAAAUCUCACAUCAGGAAUAGAUAUCGCAAAUUCAGCGGUGCCCAGGAAAAGAGGAAGACCUGCAACAGGAGUGAAGGGUAAAAGGAAACUUGGUGGAACGCUGCGAAGAUCACAGAGUGAGCUAGCAUAUCCUCGCCCAAGUAUACCGAAUUCAUCAAUUGCCACAACACAAUUACCUUCAAUAAAAACAGGAAAUUUGGACUCUUUGGGUGAAGAUUUUGAUUCUGAAGAUUUUUCUGUGAAACAAAAAGGUAGAUUUCAAGAGUUAGAGAUUGAUGACGGAUUAUCGAGUGAUAUAGAGCAACAAGUUCAAGGACACUUGACGAAUGAUCAGCAAUCAGAUUUGAAUAAUAUUACCUAUCAAAACAAUAAGAAAAUAGGACAGCAUGGUUCAAUACAAUCAUCAAACUCCUCACCAUCAAUAACUUCAUCACCUAGUGAAUUAUCAGAAGCGAAUCCAUUUGACCAAAGGUUCGGAAGUGCUGGGACUUCUCCAAUAAUAUCAACAAUACCCAGGUAUUCAUUACAAUCAAGGCCACAAAGCUCUGAUAUUCAUGAUAAAGUGAAUUCUUAUUUAUCAAAACUGGUUGAUUACUUCAUUUCUAGUGAAGUAAGAUCAAAUAAGUCUGUACCUACGGAACUAUUGUUACCGCCGCCACAAAGUGCACCUUACAUUGAUGCACCAAUUGAUCCGGAAUUACAUACAGCUUUCCAUUGGGCUUGUGCUAUGGGCAAUUUGCCUAUAGCUGAAGCGUUAGUAAGAGCUGGAACUAAUAUACGAUCAACUAAUUCACAAGGACAAACAGCAUUGAUGAGAAGUUCAAUGUUUCAUAAUUCAUAUUCUGCAAGGACCUUUCCAAAAAUUUUUGAUUUUUUACGCGAUACAGUAUUUGAUGUUGAUUCGGAAAUGCAAACGGUUUUGCAUCAUAUUGUCAAAAGGAAAUCAUCAACGCCAUCCACGGUAUACUACUUAGACACGGUGCUAUCAAAAUUAAAAGAUUUUUCUCCGCAGUACAGGAUUGAGUUAUUAUUGAAUAGUCAAGAUCAAAAUGGUGAUACUGCAACGCAUAUCGCUGCUAAGAAUGGAGACAAAGUUUUUUUCAAUACCUUAAUCAACAAUGGGGCACUAAGUACAAUAACAAAUAGGGAACGAGUUACAGCGAAUGAAAUCAUGAAUGAACAGUAUGAACCAAUUUUUACAAGAAAUCAGUCACAAAUGAAUUCUAAUGGGAAUUUUUUACUGAAUAGUAACAAUAACAAUAGCAACAACCAUAAUAGUAAUAAUAUUAAUGGGAUUGGUAAACCUGGAUCACCAAAUAAUGGAUCAAUGACCCCAUUAACCACAACAACAGGAAUGUCGGAAUAUAUAAUGUUCGCAUCACAAGCAGCAACACGAAUAUCAAGAUAUAUACCUGAGAUGAUUUCAUCCUUGAGACAAUGCUCCGAAGGCUAUAACGAAUUAUAUCUUAAAAGGGAGAACGAAAUCAAGAUGUUGGAAAAGACCCUGCAUGACAUGAGUAAAACGAUUCAAUCGGUCAAGAUAAGAACGAUGGAAACUUUACAAGUUGAAAAUACGGACGACUGUAAUAAUAAGAUUAAACACGAAAAUGAAGAAACCAAUAAAUUGAAGCAACAGGUUUGUGCCGACAAAAUUGCAUUAAUGAAACUCUUACAGAAGCGGCAAUGGUUAAAUUUGAACCAUUUAAUGAAAGAAGAAGAGACAGAACAUGAUAAUUUUAAGAAUGACACUACUAAUAGUCUGGAGGAAAGGCUCAAAUUUGUUAUCGAAUUGAGUCUUUUACAAAUAGGACAAAAGAGUAAAUUAGACAGAAUAAUUCAAACCACUGAGGACAACACGAAGGUUCAUAAGUAUCGCAAAAUGAUAAGCGAGGGGACGGAGAUAAACCCAGAGGAAGUCGAUGAGUGUCUUGAUAUUAUUUUGGAGAGUUUAACCAAAUAA
Zygotorulaspora mrakii is the source of this 2415-nucleotide messenger RNA. RefSeq names its product transcription factor MBP1 (gene MBP1). Lineage: Eukaryota; Fungi; Ascomycota; Saccharomycetes; Saccharomycetales; Saccharomycetaceae. The transcript has a single exon. The coding region runs from base 1 to 2415 and encodes 804 amino acids. Gene Ontology annotation, molecular function: transcription regulator activity; DNA binding; protein binding. The record is from RefSeq and is a predicted model, not a curated record. Gene Ontology annotation, cellular component: MBF transcription complex; SBF transcription complex.